Molecule: messenger RNA, 1066 nt
Organism: Phalaenopsis equestris
Lineage: Eukaryota; Viridiplantae; Streptophyta; Magnoliopsida; Asparagales; Orchidaceae
Product: RPM1-interacting protein 4-like
Exons: 4
Coding region: 235-894 (219 amino acids)
Source: RefSeq, a predicted model, not a curated record
GGGAAAAAAAAAAGGAAGAAGACAGAAAAGUCCAAAAGGGAAGCACGAGUUCUAUAGCUAGUCUUUUGGAGUCAAUCAUUUCUCUCUUCUGUGUUCAGGAUUUUCCUACUACCGUUUCCAUUUGAGAGAAGAAUCAGCUUCGUCUUCUUGCAAUUGGACGAAGGAAACGACUGAACAAAGGGGUGAUUUUGAACCCCUUCAUCGGAUUUCUUCUUCUUCGGGUCUCUUUCCUCGAUGGCGGAUCAGGCAUCUCAAAUUGACGGACAAGAUGGGGAGAAGAACAUGCAAAGCUUGGAUAAUCCGCAAAAGCCGAAUAUAUCAGUGACGGUGUCAAACCCCGUCGAUACCGAUGGGAGUCCCGCUGCAACUCAUGGAAGCAUACCACAAUCUGUUGACUCAUUGCUUCAACUCGAGCUCAAGGACAAAGUCUCAAAGUCGAAGGACAACCAGCCUCGAAAGGCCACAGCCUCCCCUCAACGGAGGACGGUGAGAACCAGCCUUGGAAACGAACACAGUGCCGAGCACUCUCCUUUCCACCACCAUCAUCAAGCACGAAUUUUGGACAAGGGUGGUAGCUUUGUGCCUUCUUGGGAAAGGAAGGUCUCUUCGGCAUCGAACACUCCCGGAAGGUCCAGACUCAAAGCCGGCAGUCGAGCUGAUGAAUCCCCCGAGGAAGGCGCGGCGGUGCCGAAAUUCGGCGAAUGGGAUGAGGACAAUCCUUCCUCAGCUGAUGGCUUUACAGGAAUUUUCAACAAAGUGAGGGAGGAGAAGCAGACUAGUGCAACAAAAGUUCCAAUGCUCACUGAUGACUCUGUCUACCUCAAUAAUUUUCACCAUCAGAAGGGAAGCAAGAGGUCUACAAUUUGGUGCUGCUUCAAGUGGGGAAAGAAGUGAGGUGAUAAGGAUGCUUGAGAGUACUGUAAAAGGCUUUUAUUUGCUUGUAAAUAGCAUCAGGGAAGACUGCUUGUGAAGGUGUUUUUAUGUAUUUAUGAAAUUCAUUCUUUUACUCUCUGCUUCAUGCUAAAAAACUGCUACUUUAUUCUUAAUUUGUUUCUGCUAAAAUUAA